GUGUGUGUGACAUUCUCAGCCAGUGUCUAUAAAGUCUGCUUGCUUGUCUGCUUGUCAUCUUGUCUUUUCUCUUGUGCUGCUGUCAUGGCCCUGUUGAGAGUGUCUUCAUACCGUAAGCUGUUUGAGGAGGAGCAGUGGAGCUCAGCUGCAGGACGAUGUGGAGUCCAGGCCCGCUUCACUGCCAGGGGUGGAGUGUCAGAGACUGAAUGUCCCGAGCUGGAUUUUGUAGCAGCUCGUGCCCUAAACAAGGAGGGUGCGUCUCGAUUUGUCCAUGAGCGUUCUGUCAUCGCUGCCCUCAAUGAUCGCCUCGCCGGACUCAUCGAUGUGGUUCGGGGUUUAGAAGAGGAGAACGAGUCUCUGGAGGCUGAGAUCAUUGAGCUAAAGGAGAAGAAAGAGUCAGAACAGAUCUCCACCACUGUCAGCAUCAGAGACCCUGCCGACUUCAGCCUGGAGGCUGUGAUAGAGAGGCUGCGCAAAGAAAAGGAGGAGAUUUUGUGUAACACGGAGGAGCUGAAGGGUGAACUGCGGUGUCUGCAGAUGAAAUGUGAUCAGGUGGUGGAACACAGGACUCUCAUCCAGCAUGAGCGAGAGGAUGUUGCUGUGGAGGUGGAUGCAAUUACCACUGACUGCCUGGCCCUUCGAGAACAAGUUGGCAUCUAUGAGGAGCAGCUGGCUGCUAUGGAGAGGCAGCAUGAAAUGAGGCUGGAAAAUCUGUGUGAGCCCGGGCCUCUGGAUGAAGGGUUUUCAACUGUAUCCCUGCAGUUCCCUCCCUUUGACAUUACACCAGCCAUCAUUGACAUCAAGGGGUACUAUAGGACACUGGCAGAAAAUCUCAAGUUUGAGUUCAAAGGCUCGAGCGCUGCCGACGUUGAUGCCGCAGGAAAGGAGAAAAAGGAGGAGCAGCUGGCCAGGUUGACUGGAGGGAAAGUGAAGGACAUCUCUGAAGAGACUGAUGUGAAUGUCCUCAAAGGCUUGAUAGCAGAGCUGGAGAAAGAGUUGGCAGAGCUGGAGAAACAUGGAGAUGAGUUGGAGGCUGAAAUGGAAGCCAGGAAAGCCAAAUACCUGGAGGAGAUUGAAGAGCUGGAGAAUUACAUUUCUCAGCUCGACGAGGAGGAGGCUGAUCUUCAGUUCCAGAUAAAGGAUCAAAGUGAGGACUAUGAAGACCUGCUGAAUCAGAAGAUGAAUCUAGACAUAGAGAUUGCUGCAUACAGGGGUUUGGUUGAAGAAGAGGAGGAGAGACUGAGCUGCCUGUAAGAUGCAAGAACAGGUGAUGCUCUCCUCUGGACUGAAGCAAACACAUAAAAACACUAAAACCGCAUGCAGUUCAACUUUUAACAGCCAGUCUCACAAAUCAGGCAGGUAAAGAAAACAGCUGUCAGACACACUUAACCUUCUGAGCAGAUGUAAACCUUCACUGACAGCUGAAGUUCAGGGAGUUUGUGCAAGCUCAUUGAUAACGGGUCAGUGGCAGGUAACCUGGGUCUUGAAGAAACCCCGGGAUCUGUCCAGCAGUGGGAGUGUGUGCUGAGAGUGAUGGGGGGAUUUUCAGCACAUGAGACUGGGAGUUUCAUUGAUGCACAUUCCUUUAUAUAUAGAUACACUACUGUUUAAAAGCAAUACUUUUAUUCAGCAAGGAAGCAUUUAAUUGAUAAGAAAUUAAGACAUUUAUAAUGCUAAAAAGCAUGCCUGUUUCACAUAAUAUAUUCAUUAAACAUUCCUGAAAAAGGUGUUUUCACACUUAAAUCAUGGUUUCUAGAAGAAAAUGAGCAGAUCAUCUGUUUAACAUUUAUAAUAGGAAAUAAUAUUGAGCAGCAAAUAAGUAUAUUAUGAUUUAUGAAAGAUUGCAUGUCACUAAAGACUGCAGUAAUUAUUCUGAAUAUUCCACCACAGGAAUAAAUUAAUUAUAAAAUAUCCUAAUAUAGAAGAGCAUUUAGCGAUAAUCCACAAUAUUACUGUUUUACUGUAGUUUUGAUCAAAUAAAUAUGGCCUAGGUGAGCAUAACAGGCAUAUUUCAGAAAUAUGAAAAAAAUCUUACCAACCUCAAAGACAAUAUCACUUUUCCAUUUGCUAAAUUAUUUACACCUUUUAUUUAUAAACUUAUUAUUUUAUUUAUAAACUUAAUUUUCACCUUUCCCACAGUGUCAGCAAGUACAUUAAACAUUUGAUUUCAAUUGUUUUUUACUAGGGAUGCACCGAUCCGAUACUUGGAUUGGAUAUUGGUUCGAGACUGCAUAUUUUUGCUGGAUUGGGUAUCAACCAGCUAGUACCAAUCCAAUCCGAUCUUGCACCUGUGCUAUAUUCUGUGUAUUUUAUAAGCCAACAAAAGCCAUGAAGGUAGACUAUUAAAAGGCAUCUGAUUUUUCGUCUGUGCUGAUGUACUUUCAUUUUCUCCAACUAACUCACGGUGAGAUUUGGCGAGGGAGGGUUUAAUAAGUAAAUCUGGCCUCAGAUAGUUUAGUCUGCGUCAAACCUGCAGAAAAAAUAUCAGGCUUUGCUAAAAAGCCAAAUCACAGAUCACAACAGAUCAUAUCAAUGUCGUAAUAAAUGCUUAAAUUAUGUAGCCUAGUUUACAGCAUUCAUUAUGACAUUGAUAUGAUCUGUUGUGAUCUGUGAUAUGGCCUUUUAGCAAAGCCUACAUUUUUCUGCAGGUUUAAUGCAGACUGAACGCUCUAAAGCCAAUUUUACUUAUUAAACACUCCCUUGCCAAAUCUCACUGUGAGUUAGAUGGAGAAAAUGAAAGUACAUCAGUACAGAGGAAAAAUCAGAUGCCUUAUAAUAGCCUACCAUCAUGUCUGUCAUGUAAAGUAGGCCUACAGGUCUGUUAUUUUUACUAAAGAAGAUGUAUCAUUUGAAUUUAUCACCAGAACUAUAGAAACUAUAUUAUGUAAAAUAAAAAAUAAAUUAAAAAAUGGCACAGUAUCGGGAUCGGAUCGGUCAAUACCCAAUUUGGUAUCGAGAAUGGAUCAGUUUUUAAAAAAUGGUAUCAGUGCAUCUUUAGUUUUAACCAGUAAUUAGAUUUUUUUUUUUUUUUUUUAUGAAACAUAAACUACAGAUGAUUUAUUCCAUGUGAAUGUUUAUUCCAAAUGAAAAUUUUCAUUUACAGCAUUUUUUUGCAUAAAUUGACAAGAGAAGAGUGUAGCUUGACAAUGCAAAAACUUCUAUUGAUUGGACACUGACAUACAUGUUGACUGUUAUAAUAAUAAUAAUUCCAAAGUAACUGCAGUACUCCACUUUCCAUUUUCUUUGGCUUGUUGAACAUUUAUUUGCUUGUGGUGCCUAUCAUCUUCAGCUGAUUUGUAACUGAACAUACUUUCCUCUGCUGCAGCAACUUGCAUCAUUUAAAUAAACAUUUACCUUUAAAAUCAA
Messenger RNA from Danio aesculapii, 3366 nucleotides. RefSeq names its product vimentin-related 2 (gene vimr2). Lineage: Eukaryota; Metazoa; Chordata; Actinopteri; Cypriniformes; Danionidae. Bases 85 to 1254 code for a protein of 389 amino acids. The record is from RefSeq and is a predicted model, not a curated record. Gene Ontology annotation, biological process: skeletal muscle organ development. The transcript is spliced from 10 exons. Gene Ontology annotation, cellular component: cell-cell junction; Z disc; sarcolemma.